AUGGGCGACAAAAACGAUACCUUCGUACCAAACUACGACAACUGCGACGAAAUCUCAGACAAAUGCCCCGUCGAAUACACAAUCUAUGGUGAAUACCUCUCCGAUGGUGCAGCGGCCUUCUUCGCCGUAGCAUUCGCCCUCCUCCUUAUAGCCCAGAUCUUCCAAGGCUUCAAGGCCAGAACAUGGUCGUACAUGAUAUGGCUCGGCAUAGGAACCAUUCUUGAAAUCCUCGGCCAUAUCGGACGUUUCGGUCUAGCAAAGGAUCCAUGGAGCCAGAACCUCUUCAUUGUCUCGUAUAUCACACUCCUUCUCGCGCCGACGCUUGUUGCUGCUGCUAUAUCCGUCACGUUCAAACACAUUGUUAUAUGGUACGGAGCCAAGUGGUCACUCAUCAAGCCAAGACUGUACCCUCUUGUAUUCGUUGGUACAGACUUCAUUUCGAUUUUUAUACAGGUUAUUGGCGGUGGACUGACGGCUCUGGAAACUGUUGGCAAGGGAAAUGAGACAACCAACAAGUUGGGAGAGAUUCUUGUUAUAGGAGGAGUUUCUUUCCAGGUUGCUAAUAUGCUGUGCUGUGGCGCGCUUAUGCUUAUCUAUGCUCGACGUCGAAGCCAGUCGCUGAAGCAUAGUGAUCCUUUGAUGGAGGGUGCUGUUCCUCCCAUGUACGCUGGUGCUCCGGCACGUGGUAGGGUCCCUGUUGCACGAGAGGAGGCCACUGUUCAAGAAGCCAAGAAAGCAAGAUGCAUCGCAGAGACAAUCCCCGCUAUCACGAAAGACGUCCUUCGAAAUGAACCGCUCUUUCUCGUCUUUGAUGCAGCAGCAAUGCUCAUCUCUAUUGGAGCCGUUACUAUACUGCAUCCUUGCUACUUCUUCCCUUAUUUGGGCCUUAAGAAGAGUAAGAAGAGCCAGGGUAAGGUUUACGAGACUUUCCGCAUGGAAAAUAAUGCUGCUUUGAUGGGACAACAGCCACAGCAGCAAGGCUAUGCUUGA
Fusarium coffeatum is the source of this 990-nucleotide messenger RNA. RefSeq lists its product as uncharacterized. The transcript is spliced from 2 exons. Gene Ontology annotation, cellular component: plasma membrane; fungal-type vacuole. The record is from RefSeq and is a predicted model, not a curated record. NCBI's taxonomy places the organism in Eukaryota, Fungi, Ascomycota, Sordariomycetes, Hypocreales, Nectriaceae. Bases 1 to 990 code for a protein of 329 amino acids.